Messenger RNA from Gigantopelta aegis, 5253 nucleotides. Its product is annotated as coadhesin-like. The record is from RefSeq and is a predicted model, not a curated record. The transcript has 12 exons. The coding region runs from base 1 to 2265 and encodes 754 amino acids. Lineage: Eukaryota; Metazoa; Mollusca; Gastropoda; Neomphalida; Peltospiridae.
AUGGCAGAUGCACUAAAACGUGUGGAACCGGCGCAACGCAAACUGGAAUACGAACAAGAACCUAAAAAUGUUCAGUACCGCUAUGUCCUCAGAUGGAGUCCAUGGACUCAAUACACACCAACUGGACCAUGCUCUGUAACGUGUGGACUAGGUGGGACACGGAGCACACAAAGAUCGAGGCAGUGUAUCAAUGACAUACAGUCUGGAAGAGGGUGUGGCGACCUAUCACCUCAAAUAGAAAGUAAAACUGAAUCAUGCACGUCUUCUAACACAUGUCCAUACUGGGGUGCCUGGUCUGGCUAUAAAUAUGGCAGAUGCUCUGCAACAUGUGGUACAGGGGUGACGAGGACUGGAAUAAGAACACGAAUAUGUCAGAAUGACAACCAGCAAGGCAAUGGUUGUGGUGCCACAUCUCCGCAACAGGAUGUACAGCCACAGGUUUGCCAGUUACCUUUAUGUCCGAACUGGGGUCUAUGGUCUCCAUAUUCGCCAUCAAGUGCCUGUUCAGUGACAUGUGGAUCAGGUGGUAUUUGGACUGUACAGAGAAGACGAGUCUGUAAUAAUGAGAUACGUCUAGGUACUGGAUGUGGCUCCAAGUCGCCAGCAGUAGAGUUAAAAACUGAAUUGUGUUCUGUAUCAAGACAGUGCCCAGCAUGGAGUUUGUGGACAGCCUAUACUUUUGGUGCAUGUUCAGCUACAUGUGGUAGUGGUGUUACUAGAAUUGGAACAAGAACAAGAACGUGUCUGAAUGAUAUACCAUCUCGCCUAGCCUGUGGCGCUAAAUCUCCCCAGGAACAGAAAGAUGUUCAGCAAUGCCAAUAUAAGCCAUGCCCGUUGAAUGGACAGUGGUCAGCAUGGACCAGGCAGACUGUUGGCUUUUGUCAAUCAACUUGUAAGAGGACUGUGUCCUUGACAAGAUCUUGUACAAACCCCGCUCCCUCAGGAGGCGGACAACAGUGUAUGGGAUCCACUAGUAACACCAUCACAGAAGAUUGUACAGGAGGCAACUGCAAUGGAGUGAAUGGACAGUGGUCAGCAUGGUUCAGACAGAGGGUUGACGUCUGUCAAUCAGACUGUAAGAGAACCGUGUCCCUGACAAGAACGUGUACAAACCCCUCCCCCUUAGGAGGAGGUCUACAGUGUAGUGGACCUACUAGUAACACCAUCAGAGAAGUUUGUACAGGAGGCAACUGUCGUACAGUGAAUGGACAGUGGUCAGCAUGGUUCAGACAGAGGGUUGACUUCUGUCAAUCAAAUUGUAAGAGAACCGUGUCCCUGACAAGAACUUGUACAAACCCCUCCCCCUCAGGAGGAGGGCAAGAGUGUAGUGGAGCCAGUAGCGACACCAUCAGUGAAGCUUGUACAGGAGGCAACUGUUUUAGAGUGAAUGGACAGUGGUCAGCAUGGUUCAGACAGAGGGUUGAUUUCUGUCAAUCAAGCUGUAAGAGAACAGUGUCCCUGACAAGAUCUUGUACAAACCCCGCCCCCUCAGGAGGAGGGCUACAGUGUAGUGGAGCCAGUAGCGACACCAUCAGUGAAGAUUGUACAGGAGGGAACUGUAUUAGAGUGAAUGGACAGUGGUCAGCAUGGUUCAGAAAGAGGGUUGACUCCUGUCAAUCAAACUGUAAGAGAACCGUGUCCCUGACAAGAACUUGUACAAACCCCGCUCCCUCAGGAGGAGGGCUGCAGUGUAGUGGAGCCAGCAGCGACACCAUCAGUGAAGAUUGUACAGGAGGCAACUGUCUUACAGUGAAUGGACAGUGGUCAGCAUGGUUCAGACAGAGGGUUGACUUCUGUCAAUCAGACUGUAAGAGAACCGUGUCCCUGACAAGAACUUGUACAAACCCCGCCCCCUCAGGAGGCGGGCAACAGUGUAUGGGAUCCACUAGUAACACCACCAGAGAGGUUUGUGCAGGAGGCGCCUGUAGUGGAGUGAAUGUAGAUGGACAGUGGUCAAACUGGAUCAGACAGGUUAGCCUCUGUCAAUCCAACUGUAAGAGAACUGUCUCUUUGUCCAGAACUUGUACAAAUCCCGCCCCCUCGGGAAGCGGACGGCAGUGUACUGGAUCCAAUAGUGACACCAUCACAGAAGAUUGUACAGGAGGCAGCUGUCGUACAGCGGGUUUCCACCAGCAUUAUGCGCGUGGAAACAAGUUUAGGAAAAACUUGAUAAAGAGAAUCGACCGGACGAACGUUGGCAGCACAAGUUGCAGGGAAGAAGUGGAAAUGAAAGGAAGAUUAGAUGCCACGGGAGGUAAAACAUGAAGCGAACAAAAAUAUUCACCCCAACAAGAGAUAUAUUUUAAUUUGUGGUAAUCAUGAGGCUUUUAUGAUCGUGUUCUGUGUGAUAUUGUCUUAGUUAGUCACUGCUGUUGUUUCGUGGUACUUAGGUUAUACAAUUUUUCUUUUAAAGGCUUUCUGAACUAUUAUUUGCUAUUUAAAUUUAGUGGCAACAUACGAACACACACACACACACACACACACACACACACACACACACACACACACACUCACACACACACACACACACACACACAAAACCCUGCACGUACGGUGAUUGAGACAAAAACUAGUUGUAUGGGUAUUUUCCCAUUUCAAGUUCACAGAUUCCUGUUUAACUUUAUUGUAACUUCAUCCAAACAUGUUACAGGUUUAUCUAUUAAACGUCUUCACGAGUUAAAACCAUGGUCUGCGCCUUUAAACUUUAAUAUUUUCAGUCACGAUCAUCUCUAUGACACAAUCUGACUGGCUGCCUUGUAUACACAGGUCUGGAUACACGGGCAGUGGAAGUCUUGAAGUCUUAAUACUGAUAAGCUGUUUCAUCUUGAAUUAAAAUGGGAUCGAAUGGUCCUGGUUAUCAUACUUCCGGCAGCCAUAUUGCGUAUAGAGGUCAGGUCAGAACUGAAGGAUCUUACGACGAUUAAUGCAGAGACUGGAGGCAGAAACGUGAGAUCACUAUGAUGCUGAGAAUUGUGACAAAAGACACACACUCUCUAUGCUAUCUCCUCAUGUGGAAUAUAUCGUCCUUGCAUCACAUAACCUGGACGUUUUGCCCAGUCCCUUAUCGUUUGUAAAUACGGCAUCAUAUUCUAAGAAUAUCACUGAACAAUGUUUGGACAGAAACAAGCACAGGUUUAAGAAAACCACUUGUAUAAACCAGGAGAAACUGAGUUAUUUCCCCUUGUUCUUGAUUUUCAGUAUGGACAUACAGAAGAGACACAGUUUGUAAAUAUGAAUUCUAUUCUUCGAAUAUCAUAUAACGAUGCUUGGAAAGACACAAGUAGUGAUUUCAGAAAAAAAACCCACUUGUACAAAGCAGGAGAAACUGUAUAUAUAACAUCCUAUUGUACGAAUAUCAUACAAUGAACAGAAGACAACAGUGUGGAAUUAGUCACGUGUUAACCAGUUCCACACUAACAUGUGGUCAUCCAUCAACAUCAGCAAAAACGGCACCCCUUAAAAAGAAUGGACCAACAGUGAAACAAAUCUCGCAUCCGAGUAACAGUCAUAGCAACAAUCGUUGACUAUUAUUUCCAUACCAAUGAUGCUGUUCCACUUCGUGGUGCAGGGGUGGCAUGAUCAUCAUGACUUUCCUUGAGAGGGGUCGAACAUAGCACAAGUAUCUGUGAUAAUAUUCAAAUAUGUUUUUCGUUUUGUGCAAUAUUGGUUUGAUUACUACAGCUCUAUACACUGUAUCCAUGGUCUGACCAUGGCGUUUGUUUCUAUCUUUUUGAAGAGUUUAUUUUUGUUAAGUUGUGUUGAUUGUAAGCAGCUGUUUACUGUCAAAUCUGUGGGGGUUUUGUCGUGAUAAUUCGGUUGAAUAUCGGUUUGAUUACUACAGCUCUAUACACUGUAUCCAUGGUCUGACCAUGGCGUUUGUUUCUAUCGUUUUGAAGAGUUUAUUUUUGUUAAGUUGUGUUGAUUGUAAGCAGCUGUUUACUGUCAAAUCUGUUGGGGUUUUGUCGUGAUAAUUCGGUUCAAUAUUGGUUUGAUUACCUCGGCUUCCACCGUUUUCAUUGUCUGACUAGAGCGUUUAUUUUUGUCUUUUUGAAGACUGUAUUUUCUAGUAUUAAUGUUAAUGUGCUUCAUUGUGUCUUUCACGAGUGGACUCUUUUACUGAUUUCUACACUAUUUUGUUUAGUAAUUUUUGAAUUUUACAUUGGUUUUAUUCAUUAUAUAAUUUAAUUUGACACCCAAAACCGAUUUUUUCUUUCUUUCUUUUUUUUCUUUCUUUUUUCUUUUUAGAUCGUGCUGGAGUGUCGUUAAACAUUAAUUUAUACUUAGUGUGAGCACUUAGUGGAGUUUAUACAAUACAAAUAUAGCAAUUGCAUGCAUUAUAGGCUAGUAGGAACAGUACAUAUACAGGUACUACAUAAUUAUAGAUGGUUAUGUCUAUAUCACAGAUCACAGAGAAUGCAAAUAGUUAUGUAAUGUGUGCCUGCAGACACAGAAUUGCCAUAGCAACCUGCAGACCAGACCUUGCUGUAUUGGUAGCAGCUUAUAUUAGUCAAGGCUGACUGCAUGGUCAAGAGCUGCAUCCCACUUACACUGGACACCAAUGACCAGAGGGGUAACUGCAUUCCUGGUCAUCGCCAUAUUUGGUAAUAACUCAAGACAAUCACUGCUGAUAGGUCGAGAGCUGCAUUCCAGCACCUCAGAGGCAAGUGCUAGGACACUACUGAUGGCAUUAGUGUUUUAAUACUGCAAGUUACAACAUGCCUUUUUGAACGUUCACCCACCGCCAUCCCCUUCUUACCAACCAUUUAUCUAGAAACUUAUAUACAUGUAUAGUUUGAUAUUAGUUAACUGAUACAGCAUUGUUUAUGUAUGUCUUGUAUAUUAUAGGGACAAAGUAGUAGUGUGGUUGGGUUCACGGUGUUCAAACCAACCGCAGCAGGUUUGUUCCACCAUUGCGCCCCCAACAAAUCAGUAUAAAAAAAUCUGCAGUUAAUAGUGGGUUAACUAAAUUGGCAAAAUAUCAGGGAAACCGCCGUUUCUCUGGUGUUGUGGUUAACUCGCCGAUAUGAACUGCGAGCAUACACAGCUACAGCUGUAGCAAGCUAACUGGUUUCGAGGGCACGCAAAAAUAUUGAGCUAAAAAGCUGAGUAACAGGAAAGCCGCAGUUUUCCUGCCAUUUACACAAAUUCGUACUUUGUGAAUAAUGCACGCAGUCGUUUGGACCCAAACUGCUAUUUUGCCCCCAAAACCAUAUGCCAAACAUAUUAUAUUUUAAUAAAUAUUGUUUUCUUUAA